UAGAGCAUUCAAUUGUUGAUAGUUUAACCCAGGAAGCUACACUUAUAUCUUUCCUCUGACUAAUAAACCAUUUCAUCUGUGCGUUUCUUCUAAUAGAUUCGCUUUCAUGAUAUGCUAAGAUCAGAACACCAACACGGAUACCAGGAUGAACUGAGAAUGGGUCGAAGCUGUGAAGGUUGUCUGAAGGAAGAAUUCUCUCCAAGGAACUUUCUUCUGAAUCACAAGAAUCCCCUCACCUUUAUUCAGUUUCAGUGUGGCAAACCUCGCCUGUAUGCGGCAUGGCGGUUGUUUGGCGUGUGCGUGUGUGCGACUCUGGUGGGGGUCAGUCUGCACCUGUCGCAGUAUUUCGCCACGAGUGCGGCUAACCGUUGGAAGUGGCCGAUCUUCCUCACCAACUGGAGUCUGGUCGUCCUGCUGGUCAGCGCGGUCUGGGAUCUAGCCGUGACUUUCCACACACAGUGCAAUCGCAAGGACGUGCUCACAGGAGACUGCCACCUGAUGCCCUGGUACCUGAAGGCCGACUGGGUUAUCCACAACAUCGCUGGACCCGCUGCCUUCUCCAUAUCCCUCAUGUACUGGACGCUGUUGUACACACCUGGCCAGAGCUUUGAAGGGUUUCGGAUUCUCUCAUUUUUAAGCCAUGGUAUAAAUUCUAUUUACGCGUUUAUCAACAUCAUCGUCAGUGGCAUACCAACGAGAAUAUUGCACUUUUAUCAACCUCUUAUCUAUGCCAUCACUUACGUCAUUUUUACCGUCGUGUACCACGCAGCAGGCGGAGCCAAUGACAAGGAUGAACCGUAUAUUUACUUGCCACUUGAUUGGUCAGCACCGAACAAGGCCGGUCCAGUGGCCUUGGGCGCAAUAGUUUUGGGACUCGCUAUGCACUUGUUUGUGUAUUUUAUAGCUUUUCUAAGAGAACUUGUUGCAUCGAAACGCUGCGGUGCCAAAUUGACCAGUACUUCCGACGAUGGCAAUGAGUAGUGGACCGUGAGUGUGAAAGAAAAAGCCAAGAUUCAGAUAUAACUGGGUUUUUUGUUUAGAUCAAUGAGUUCAUGGGAUGCAACCGAUAUUUUUCAUGUUAAAAUGCAAAAUAUAGAUAUCUAUUGUAUAAUAAGAAAUUAUCCAGUGAACACGCACACGUGAGAGAGAGAGAGAGAGAGAGAGAGAGAGAGAGAGAGAGAGAGAGAGAGAGAGAGAGAGAGAGAGAGAGAG
Gigantopelta aegis is the source of this 1212-nucleotide messenger RNA. Its product is annotated as protein rolling stone-like. The transcript has 5 exons. The record is from RefSeq and is a predicted model, not a curated record. Gene Ontology annotation, cellular component: membrane. Lineage: Eukaryota; Metazoa; Mollusca; Gastropoda; Neomphalida; Peltospiridae. The coding region runs from base 112 to 981 and encodes 289 amino acids.